CAUAGCGUGCAAUGGAGAUAUGAGGAUUUGCCAUCAUCUCAACAAUAUGGAGUCAGCAUGCUUGCUGAUAUGCUACAUGAGAUAACACAACUACAGAGAGGGCCUGCACACCCCACUCCUUUACCCGACUCCGGGUUCAUCCAAUCUGCUAUGCUGAACCAGUGCUCAAUUCCUCCUACCACUGCAACAAGACAAGACAGUCAAGCAAAGAAGCUAGAGGAGAUGAAACAUGCUAAAAACAAUGCAAUAGCUGCCAAGAGAGAAGCUGCACUUGAAGCAAAGUUAAAGGCUGCAGAGAACAAGGCAACAGAGGCACGAGCAAGGAAGGAAAUGGCUGCAGAGAAGAAAGAAGCUCUUGCACAAGCAAGGAAAGUCGAGGCUGCAAAGAAGAGAGCAGCAAUUGUGGAGGCCAAAAGGAUUGCAGCUGAAGAGAGAAAAGCAUUAACGGUUGCCAAAAAAGAAAUGGCAGCUGCCAAAAGGGCAGCAGUUGCUCGUGCAAGGGAGGAAACACAAGCUGCUAAGAAAGCAAAGAAAAACUAAGCUAUUUGUCUUUCUGAAUUUUUUCGAAUAAUAUUGUUAUUCAGAACUGAACUUUGAUUGAUGUAAAAUGCUACUUAUUGA
This is a messenger RNA of Panicum virgatum (switchgrass), 621 nucleotides long. Its product is annotated as treponemal membrane protein B-like. Bases 58 to 540 code for a protein of 160 amino acids. The transcript has 2 exons. NCBI's taxonomy places the organism in Eukaryota, Viridiplantae, Streptophyta, Magnoliopsida, Poales, Poaceae. The record is from RefSeq and is a predicted model, not a curated record.